AUGAAUUAUACCAACACCCACAACCCUACCCCUCAACAUCAACACAAACACCAACAACAACAACAAAAGGAACAAAAACAAACUUUUGAAAAGUUAAUACAUUAUUUAAAGACAGAGAAGAAUAAUCAAGAUGAUGAUGAUGAUGGUAUUGAUGAGGAGGAGGAUGAUUGUUAUGUAGUGAUAGAAGAGAAACAACGUAUGAUGAGGGUGCUACCUUCAUCUUCAUCUUCGUCGUCAUUGGUCACUACACCGAGAAGUUUAGAUACCUCUAUAGACUUUUCUUCACCUACUUCUUCAGUGUCAUCGUCUGCAUCUUCUUCAUCCAAUCUAUUGCUUCACAAGAAUAGUAGUAAUAAAUUACUUUAUCAUCAUUAUUCGAGUUCACUUCCAACUACACCUAGUUGUACUACAACAAAUUCAAAUACACUAGUAUCUCCAACUAACAGUAGUAUUAGUAGUUCGACUACACCAUCAACUACACCAUCAAUUCAACUUCAGAAUAAUCAUACUACUACUCUUACUCAUCCACAUGCUCAUGUUGAUGAACAACAUGAUUAUGGUACUAUAUCAUGUUCACCUCCAUCUUCUUCACAAUCUACUAUUAUUCAGCUGACUAUUAAACAACAAACACAAUCGUCGCAACAACAACAACAACAACAACAAUGUAGUGGAGAAGAGAUAGUAUCAAGUAUGAGUAGUUGUAGUAUAUUGAGUGCAUUGUCGUGUACUAGUACAUCUACGACAUCACAUUAUCGUGAAGAGUUGAAUACUUUGUUGGAAGGACCAUGGCAUGGUAUUUUGGAUGGACUUCCAUUGACGCUGCGUGAUCAUAUCAAGGUGUCGUACAUAAGACUACAUUCAUCAAUGUAUGAUAUUACAAGACAAGUUGCAAUGUAUUUAGAGUUGCAAGAGACCAUGACUAAAAUGUCGACCAUGUUGGUGUCUGACUUGAACUCGACCCAAUACAGUCAUUACACGUUUGGUAUAGAGGAUUAUGUGACGUCGGUGGUUGCCAACAACCAUCUGCUCUGGAAUAGUGCACACUACAUGACCAACUGGAUGGGCUUUGCAAACGACCUCGAUGCAAUAUCGGCCUUUUACAAGUGCCUCGUCAACGAUUUGGUAUUCCAACUGUUUUUUACACCGUUCAUGUCGAGUCGUGUCAAGAAGGUGCGGUCGAUAUACCGUGCGACACACGAUGAGAUGGCGUAUCGUGUGUAUUCGGCCGUUACGAUAGAGUCGGCUAUACGCCAGCUGACCGAGAUGAAAACGUUGUUUGAGAUGCUCGAGACACAGCAUGCAGCCUAUUGCACGAUGCAUGCUGGCAAUCUUCAACCACCACCCUUUUCACUACUCGGUCUUUUCACAACCAUCCUCUCCAACUCUAGUGCCUAUCUCGGACACUACCGUACUGCUUUUGGUGGUGACCUGCGCAGUUACCAGACAGGUACCAUGCUGCAACGGUUCACUCUCAACGGUAUCUCCAACUUUACACGUCGACUACGUCUCGCCAUCUACGAAGAUCCAAUCUUUCAAACCAUCCUAGAUUACAACAACCAAGAGUAUCUCUUACUCUGGAUGAUGGCAUGUUCCAAUAACAGUCAACAAUACUAUCUCAAUACUUGUAAUCCAUCGGCAUUCAAUUUAUCAUUUAUUUCAAAAUCUCCAAAUAUUUCUCCACUUUUAACUGUUUUAAAUGAGAUUAUUAAAAAAUUAGAGAUUUAUAAAAGAGUAUCAAUUAUAAGAAGAAAAGAUAUUAAAGCUUACAAGACAUUAUUAAAUGUUGCACCUACCGUACAACAAUAUAUGGAUAAAAAGGUUGACAAGGUUAAAUCAUUAUAUGAAUCGAUUUAUAAUGAUUGUUUACAAUUUUCAAAUCAAUUAAAAUUAAAUCAAACAACAACAACAGGCAAUAAUAAUAUUAGUAAUAAGGAAUUAAUUAAUUCAAUAUUUAAAUUAACAAAUAGAUGGAAUGAAGCAAUGCAAUCACUGUCAUCGAUAUUUUCACCCUCGACACCGAGAAUUUUAACAAAGAAGCCAAUCGCAUCUAGUUGGCACGCAUCAGCCUAUUUAAUGACGGCGUAUUGCGUGGCAACCUUUUUCAUACCGUCUCCCAAGAUGUUUGACCGUAUAUCGGGGACACCACCAUUCUUUUUCGAAACCAUGAUGCUCAUCAACUUUGACUAUUGUUUCCCAAAGUCAUCGAGGUACUAUCGCAUCUAUGAAGACUACCAAUCCGAUUUUGCACAGAUCACCGAUCCCGUCGAACGACUCGAGUCUCUCAACCGUCUUUGGGAUGACUGCUUUAAUUUGGGUGGUGUGUUAUUCUGUAGUUCUGAAAAGAUUUUUAGGCAACCAAUAGGACAUUUAAAUUAUUUAUUCGCCAUUCAAAUGAAUGCAACUCGAUUAUUUUUAGUUGGUGAUCCAGAGAUCAAAAACUUUAAAGUUUACAAUUUACAAGACAUGACCGAUAUUAUUUUACAAGAUACUUUUUUCUUUGCAAGUUCAAGGGCUGAUUAA
Messenger RNA from Cavenderia fasciculata, 2520 nucleotides. RefSeq lists its product as uncharacterized. The record is from RefSeq and is a predicted model, not a curated record. Lineage: Eukaryota; Evosea; Eumycetozoa; Acytosteliales; Cavenderiaceae. The transcript is spliced from 4 exons. The coding region runs from base 1 to 2520 and encodes 839 amino acids.